UUGUAGGAUUAAAAAAAAAGAUACAUAAGAACGUGAGCGAGAACCAUGGUGCAACAAUCGUGACAAAUUGUCUAGAAUAUAUUUAGACUCCUAAAAUUAUUUAGAAAUUGUGUAUUUAAGUGUAAAUAAAACACAAAACAUAACAUCUAACCAGACCGAUAAAUCAAUAAACACAAGUCAUGGAUGAAUACACGAGAGAACCGUGCCCCUGGCGUAUCCUUGAUGAUUCUGGCGGUGCGUUUAUCAUGGGGGCCAUAGGUGGUGGCAUAUUCCAUUCUAUAAAGGGUUUCAGGAAUGCCCCAGUGGGGUUCAGUAGAAAAAUGCUUGGAAGUUUGGCUGCCUUGAAAGAACGAUCCCCUGUUGUAGGUGGUAACUUUGCUGUAUGGGGAGGCAUGUUCUCAACCAUUGAUUGCUCAUUAGUGUACUUGAGACAGAAGGAGGACCCUUGGAAUUCUAUUAUGAGUGGAGCACUCACAGGCGGAAUACUUGCAGCUAGAAAUGGUGUUCCUGCAAUGGCUGGUAGUGCUUUGGUGGGCGGUAUUCUACUGGCAUUAAUAGAAGGCAUAGGUAUAAUGUUCUCGAGGAUCACUGCUGAACAGUUUAAACCACAGCAGCCCAUAUUUGAGGACCCUUCAGUUUUAGGUAACCAAGGUCAAGCACAGAGUCAAUCGUUCCAGUAGUUUAGGUGUUAAGUAUAUUAUCGUUGCGAUUGUGCAGCCUGGUUUGGUCUUUAUUCUGGAAAUUAAAGCACAGAAACAACACUGGACUUAGAAUAUACCUACACUGUCUGCUGGUUUCUUUUUCGAUGGUACAAAUUACUUUUAGUGAUUAUUUCAAUAAUCUGUUAUCUUCAAACUGAAGCUGGCUGUACAAUCGAAAUUGUAAACAAAUCUCUUGCCAUCAUGGCAUUGUAUCAUUAACCAGACUUUAGAAUCACUUUUAGUUAUUUUUAUGAGUGAAUUAUUUGCAUCUGUGAUAUUUUCAGUCCUGUACUGAUUGUUUAUAAUUUCACUCAAAAAGGUUUUGUUUUGUACCCGUUUGUUAUUAGAUUUCAAUAACAAUAUUUUGUUCAUGCAGAGCACAAUGCAACCCUAAUUUAUCAUUAUUAAUUUGGUAUUUCACAGAAUAUUACCUGCUUAAGUCGCCCCUACUUAAUUAUUUGUUCCCAUAAAGUUAGGUGGCUGCAGCACCAGUUUGUUACUGGCUGAUUGUGAAGAUUAUUUGCGCCAUCUUCAAAUUAGCUGUAAAAAUUGUUUUAUAUGUGCAGGUAAUUUUCCUUGAAAUGUUUUCUGAACAUAGAAUUUAUUUAAAUAAUAAAGACUUUUUUUAGA
This is a messenger RNA of Helicoverpa armigera (cotton bollworm), 1331 nucleotides long. RefSeq names its product mitochondrial import inner membrane translocase subunit Tim17-B. Gene Ontology annotation, biological process: protein import into mitochondrial matrix. The coding region runs from base 180 to 680 and encodes 166 amino acids. The transcript is spliced from 4 exons. Gene Ontology annotation, molecular function: transmembrane protein transporter activity. NCBI's taxonomy places the organism in Eukaryota, Metazoa, Arthropoda, Insecta, Lepidoptera, Noctuidae. Gene Ontology annotation, cellular component: TIM23 mitochondrial import inner membrane translocase complex; mitochondrial inner membrane. The record is from RefSeq and is a predicted model, not a curated record.